This is a messenger RNA of Solea solea (common sole), 679 nucleotides long. Its product is annotated as cellular retinoic acid-binding protein 1-like. Gene Ontology annotation, cellular component: nucleus; cytosol. The transcript has 4 exons. The record is from RefSeq and is a predicted model, not a curated record. Bases 135 to 548 code for a protein of 137 amino acids. Gene Ontology annotation, biological process: fatty acid transport. Lineage: Eukaryota; Metazoa; Chordata; Actinopteri; Pleuronectiformes; Soleidae. Gene Ontology annotation, molecular function: fatty acid binding.
GAGGAGGAGAGGAGGAGAGGAAGAGAGAGGAGGGAGUGUAGGGACAGACAGAAGGAGACAAAGAGCCAGAAUAAAGGCAGCAGAGGAGACACCAGACAACAGCAGGCAGAGGCUGACGACAUCCCACCAGAAAAAUGUCCAAUUUUGCUGGCAACUGGAAAAUGAAGAACAGCGAGAAUUUCGACGAGUUGCUCAGGGCACUGGGAGUGAACUCAGUGCUGAGGACGAUAGCGGGGGCGGCAGCAUCAAGGCCCAAUGUGGAGAUCAGGCAGGACGGCGAACACUUCCACAUCAAAACCUCCACCACAGUCCGCACCAUGGAGAUUGACUUCCUCAUCGGUGAGGAGUUUGAGGAGGAGACAGUGGACCGCAGAAAGUGUAAGAGCUUGGCCACGUGGGAAACGGAGAACAAGAUUUACUGCAAACAGACUCUACUGAGCGGGAGCGGACCAAAGACCUUCUGGAGCCGAGAACUCCGAGGAGAUGAACUCAUUCUGAUUAUUGGAGCUGACGAUGUGGUGUGCACAAGGACCUACAUACGUGCAUAGCACGCCUGUGUCCAACACGUAACACGUCAUUCCAUGUCUCUAGUGGGAGUGUGAAAAAAACUACACAUACAAAUCUCAAAUAAUUAGUUCUGACAUUCAGCAUUAUGCACCUUCAUUAAAUGUCAGCUGGA